AUGGGAGUUAUCCAACUAGAAGGAAUGAAUGAAGAUCCAUGCUACCAGGGAGGACAGGAAGGAAUGACUCAUCAGACUACCCCACAAGGGAUGACCCAAUGGAAUGUGCUGAGGACAAAUGCAAUGGCAGACCCAGUCAGAUGGGAUGACCUAGUAGUAUCCCCUUCUCCUAUGAAACAGGUACUGGCCAAGAGGCUGGUCGAUGUGGAGGCAGUGAUGAGACGCAUCCCAGGAAUGCCAGUCCCAACCAAGAAGAGCAGGCCCCACUACUACGCGGAUUCACCCUUUGUGGAUGAGAUCGCCCUAGCUGACAUGCCACAGAAGUUUACCAUCCCCAACAUGAAACUAUACAAUGGCAUAACCGACCCGGACGAUCACAUAGCCUCGUACAAGCAGCGGAUGUUCACUGUCUCAAUACCCCGAUCGCUGAAGGAAGCCUGCAUGUGCAAAAUUUUCGGUUUAAGCUUAUCUAGCCUGGCACUCCAAUGGUACAUGAACCUCCCGAAUGGAUCCAUCGACUCAUUCGCUCAACUCACUGACACCUUCGUGGAACAGUUCGCCAGAAGCAAGAAACUCAAGAACCUGUCGACCGACCUAUAUAGAGUAUACCAGAGAAAGGGAGAGCCACUGAGAGAGUAUGUCAGCAGGUUCAACAAAGAGAAGAUCUCCAUCCCAUCAUGUAACCUCGAGACAACCAUGGACGCCUUCAGGAAAGGUCUCCUCUCGGACGGAGAACUAUACAAAGAACUUACAAAGCUAGGUUGCAUGACAAUGGAAGAUGCUCUGGCCCAGGCAGUGAUCCAAAUAAGAUGGGAGGAAGAUGAGAUAAACCAAACAACUCACUCAAGGUACGACUCGAGGCAGAAUGAAAGGAAGCCAGAGCAUAGACUGGUGGAGCACCGCUACCAAUCCCUAGCACAUAAUACAAGCAGAGUCAGAAAAUCGUAUGAUCGCCAGCUAACGAGAACUGAUAAUAGACAGUUCGAAUUGAACCGGUACAAAAUACUGGAGUACAACCUCAACGUCGAACCAACCCAGGUCGUCACAAUUAUGAAAGGAAUGAGAUACACCGUCAAGUGGUCAAGCAAGCUCAAUCCCGAGGCAAGGAGAGACACGACCAACUGGUACGAGUUCCAUGGUGACCAUGGGCACAACACCGCAGACUAUAUUGCCUUGCGACUAGAGGUGGCCGUACUUCUAAAAAGGGGACAUCUCUGA
Pistacia vera is the source of this 1218-nucleotide messenger RNA. RefSeq lists its product as uncharacterized. The transcript has a single exon. NCBI's taxonomy places the organism in Eukaryota, Viridiplantae, Streptophyta, Magnoliopsida, Sapindales, Anacardiaceae. Bases 1 to 1218 code for a protein of 405 amino acids. The record is from RefSeq and is a predicted model, not a curated record.